GGGGCUGCAAGGCCCAGCAAUCUGGACACAGGCCAAGAAGUCAAGAAAUGUUGAAGCUGCAGUCCCCACUCUCCUACUGAAACCAGUGACCACCCAGCCCAGCCAAACCAAACCAUAUGGCCCCUUGGUUUCUUGAUAUAUGAGGACUCCUGCCGGCGCCUGAGCAAGAGCAGCCCCGGCGUCCUGGGGACCGUCCCGCAGGGACCAUGGCCAGCACGGCCGUCCAGCUCCUGGGCUUCCUGCUCAGCUUCCUGGGCCUGGUGGGCACUCUGAUCACCACCAUUCUGCCGCACUGGCGCAGGACGGCGCACGUGGGCACCAACAUCCUGACCGCCGUGUCCUACCUGAAGGGACUGUGGAUGGAGUGUGUGUGGCACAGCACGGGCAUCUACCAGUGCCAGGUCUACCGGUCCCUGCUGGCGCUGCCCCGAGACCUGCAGGCUGCCCGGGCGCUCAUGGUCAUCUCCUGCCUGCUCUCGGGCAUGGCCUGCGCCUGCGCCGUCAUCGGGAUGAAGUGCACCCGGUGUGCUAAGGGCACGCCUGCCAAGACCACCUUCGCCAUCCUUGGGGGCACCCUCUUCAUCCUGGCUGGCCUCCUGUGCAUGGUGGCCGUCUCUUGGACCACCAACGACGUGGUGGAAAACUUCUACAACCCGCUGCUGCCCAGCAGCAUGAAGUUCGAGAUCGGGCAGGCCCUGUACCUCGGCUUCAUCUCCUCCUCCCUCUCCAUCAUCGGCGGCACGCUGCUCUGUCUGUCCUGCCAGGACGAGGCGCCCUACAGGCCCUACCAGGCACAGCCCAGGGCCGCCACGGCCACCGCGCCAGCAUACCGGCCACCGGCCGCCUACAAGGACAACCGGGCCCCCUCGGUGACCUCCGCGUCGCACAGCGGCUACCGGCUGAACGACUAUGUGUGAGUCCCCA
This is a messenger RNA of Trichechus manatus latirostris (Florida manatee), 924 nucleotides long. RefSeq names its product claudin 14 (gene CLDN14). Gene Ontology annotation, molecular function: structural molecule activity. The record is from RefSeq and is a predicted model, not a curated record. Gene Ontology annotation, cellular component: bicellular tight junction; plasma membrane. The transcript has 2 exons. Lineage: Eukaryota; Metazoa; Chordata; Mammalia; Sirenia; Trichechidae. The coding region runs from base 207 to 917 and encodes 236 amino acids. Gene Ontology annotation, biological process: cell adhesion; bicellular tight junction assembly.